Messenger RNA from Phymastichus coffea, 1399 nucleotides. Its product is annotated as mitochondrial enolase superfamily member 1-like. Gene Ontology annotation, biological process: carbohydrate catabolic process; amino acid catabolic process. The record is from RefSeq and is a predicted model, not a curated record. Bases 200 to 1387 code for a protein of 395 amino acids. Gene Ontology annotation, molecular function: L-fuconate dehydratase activity; magnesium ion binding. NCBI's taxonomy places the organism in Eukaryota, Metazoa, Arthropoda, Insecta, Hymenoptera, Eulophidae. The transcript is spliced from 6 exons.
UCGGUAGAAUCGAGCAGUGCCACACACCACACGCAGCGAAUUCAAUUCGAGAAUGGAAGGAAUAAAAGUAGUCGAAGUCGACGUCCAAGACCCCUGACGUCGUCUCCUUUUUUUCCUGCGCAAAACUCAGCACACUGAUCCUGAUUACUCGUGUGCGUACGUGACUAUUAAAACCAAUAAAAGCAUCGAAGGAUACGGGAUGACGUUUACUCUGGGUCGCGGAACGGAAAUCGUGGUACUGGCAUGUAAAACAAUGUCACGGUUAGUAUUGGGAGUAAACGUCCAGGAUAUAUACAAAGACUUUGCAAGCUUCUGGCGGAAACUGACGAGCGAAUCUCAGUUGCGAUGGAUCGGUCCCGAAAGAGGAGUAACUCACUUAGCAACAGCUGCGAUCGUCAAUGCUCUGUGGGACCUGUGGGCGCGUAUCGAGAAAAAACCACUGUGGAAGUUGCUCGUCGACAUGACCCCCGAACAAUUGGUAUCAACCAUUGAUUUCCGAUACAUCACUGACGUAAUCAGCAAAGAAGAAGCGAUCAAUCUACUAGAAUCUCAACACCAAACGAAAAAAACUCGCGAAUCUACCCUUUUAAAAACCGGCCUCCCAGCUUAUACCACUCAAGUAGGUUGGCUAGGCUACAGUGACGAGCAAGUCCGUAGUCUCUGCACCAAAUACUUGAGCCUCGGAUUCACGGCUUUUAAAGCCAAAGUCGGGCAAAAUCUGAAAGACGACAUUCGUCGAUGCAAACUUAUCCGCGAGGCGAUUGGUUACGACAAGAAAUUUAUGGUGGACGCUAACCAGAUCUGGGAAGUCGAAGAGGCGAUAGAUUGGAUGAAAAAACUCGCGGAAUUCAAGCCAAUGUGGAUCGAAGAACCUACCUCACCGGAUGAUGUCUUGGGACAUGCCAAAAUCGCACGCAAAUUGAAGCCAUUGGGUAUCGGCGUGGCGACUGGUGAGAUGUGCGCAAACAGGGUGAUAUUUAAACAAAUGUUACAAGCGAAGGCGCUCGAUUACUGUCAAAUCGACUCGGCGAGGAUUGGUGGUGUCAACGAGAUACUGGCAGUUUACCUGAUGGCUAAAAAACUCAGCGUGCCCGUGUGUCCACAUGCCGGAGGAGUCGGUCUCUGCGAGAUGGUGCAACACUUGCAGAUGUGGGACUACGUGAGUCUUAGCGCUAGCACCGAGAAUAGACUCAUUGAAUACGUCGAUCAGCAACACGAACACUUUGAGAAUCCCACAUGUGUUGAUAAUGCACACUACAUGCCACCUAGUGAACCUGGUUACUCCACAAAAUUUAAAGAUGAUAGUCUUACAAAAUUUGCCUAUCCCAAUGGUACUGAAUGGCAGCGCAUGUUCCAUGAAGGCAUAUUUCCUGUACCCACAGAUUGAACGAAUAUGACU